This is a messenger RNA of Dalotia coriaria, 3370 nucleotides long. RefSeq names its product VAMP-associated protein 33kDa (gene Vap33). Gene Ontology annotation, cellular component: plasma membrane; endoplasmic reticulum membrane. The coding region runs from base 652 to 1401 and encodes 249 amino acids. The record is from RefSeq and is a predicted model, not a curated record. The transcript is spliced from 4 exons. Gene Ontology annotation, molecular function: FFAT motif binding. Gene Ontology annotation, biological process: endoplasmic reticulum membrane organization. Lineage: Eukaryota; Metazoa; Arthropoda; Insecta; Coleoptera; Staphylinidae.
AAAUUCUAGGCGCUUGUCCCAGGCGUCCCAGUGAGAAAACUGCGCCUGCUAAAUUUCCGUGUGCUUUCCCGAUACAACACAGCGACCCACCCGAGUCGGCGCUCGCAGUGUGAACAUCGACAUCUAUGCCCAAGGAGUCCGCUUUUCCGCCAGCCGCUGCCAACGCUGACCAUUCGCGGCGCAGUAUUGACAGGUGCUGCUUGCGGCGCGCGCCCGAACGUGUGCAUUUGUCACUAGUCGUGCGCGCUGCGUGCUGCGUUUUCCCGAGAGCGCACACACCACGGCACACAACGAGUCCCGCAACCGCCACGAACGAAUCGGCCAUCUUGCUGUCUGUCUGGCCCAGCGCGCUGAGUUUGCGUACACCGGUCGCAGACGACGCGAAGUGAACGCCAUCGUCGGGGGGUUACGCCACCACAGCGGAGACACGUCGGACGGAGCGCGUACACGCGAGUGCGACCCAUCACAUCGCCGGUGCCGAUCAUACACUUUACACACACACACACACAGCGCCCCCGCGAUUAAAGAAGGGUAGCGCGGCGCGUGCAAGAUUUUCUUUCCCUAUCGGCCCCCUAGUGUAUUCGCGAAAGUGAUCGUCAGCUGCAAAGCACAUACAAAGUGGACUGAAUCAGACGACAGCCAGCCAGGAAAAUGUCAAAGCCGGAGCAGGUCCUGCGGAUCGAACCCCAAUAUGAACUCAAAUUUCAGGGGCCGUUCAAAGUGCCGGUGACUUCUUACAUGACACUGACGAAUCCAUCAGACAAAAAAGUAAUAUUCAAAAUAAAGACAACAGCACCGAAGAAAUACUGCGUGCGGCCAAACUCUGGACUGUUGGAUCCAAACGACACGAUUAAAUUAGCAAUCUGCCUACAACCGUUCACGUUUGAUCCGAGCGAAAAGAACAAGCACAAGUUCAUGGUGCAGUCACUGUUUGCGCCCGAUGGCGAGGUGAACAUCGAGCAGAUAUGGAAGGAGAUCAAUCCGGAGCAGUUGAUGGAUUCGAAGCUAAAGUGCGUCUUUGAGAUGCCGCCCGAUCAGAUGGAAGCCGGCGAAGAGGUAGUGAAGGUUAGCCCGAAAGUGUCAGUGAUCAACGCCGCUCCGUUACAUCCCAACGCCAAUUCCAGUGUGCUAGAGGGUGAUCUGAGGACCGCCACCACAGAAAUUCAGCAAUUGUCAGAAGAAAUCAGCAGCCUUCGCGCGGAGAAUCUGCGACUGAAAGAACAGAUGCUGCAAAUGAAGGUAGAUGUACAAUCGCGUUCCGGUGGCGGUAUCGCGGUCGGCGCCGCGCCCACCAAGUACCAGCCCGCCGUGCAGAUGCAGCAGUCGCUUAUGCUCAAGCGCCUCGCCACCAGCUUAGCAGUAGUCAUCGUCGGCAUCAUACUCGGCAAGUAUGUGCUCUGAACCUUUUCACUUUUAAGCGAACACACGAAACACAUGCAGACAACAAAUCUCUACUAUAUAAAUACAAUAUAAAUAUAAAUUAUACAAAACCAACAACAACAAACAUCAGAGAAGAAGAAAAAACUAGUAUAUGCAAGGAACUAGCAAAGCGGUCGGGAAAAUCUUAUAAAAAAAAUUACAAACACACGCAGAAACAUUUAAUCUGUACAUUUAUCGAUUGUAACAUAAAAAUCUUCGUGAAACAAAAUUACAAAACGACAACACGGCGUGCAGUAGAACGCAAUGAGUGUCUUCGGAAUACAACCAGAGACCAGCGAAGACACACAGAACCCAUUUACACACAACACACACAUUAAUAUGCUGAAAAGGAAACCGAAAGAUGAAAAUGACACUCACUGUAAUUAAUAUAAAUAUUUAAAUAUUGACUUAAUCUAUUACUUAUGUUGUGCAUUUUCGCGUUCGGCUGUUCGGCAACAACGGCCGCCGCGAAGAUAUUGUUAUAAAUAUAAAAUAAACAGAAUCAAUUAGAACGCCUUGCUGCGCCACGGUCGCAAUGUGCCCAGCGACACGCAGUUAACGUGCUAAAGAAAUCAGUUUCCUCGUUUUAGCAACGAAAGCCUUAUCAAGUCGUACUCUUAGAUGUAGGAGGUGAUCUGUUCACAUAUUUUCUUCAGUUUCUAAUCGAUUCCAAACGCUAACUGCCUUUUUCGUAAUGUUUUUCGACUGCGCUGCGUACGUUGCGAUCGGCUUGGGGGGCGCAAGAGCGGUAAAAGCAUGUGUCAGAUAUUUGUAAUGAAAGUGUUGAAAUGAAAAAAUAAGUAACAAUGAUGAUAUGCGUGUACGUCCAUCUAAAACGAAUGCUAAAUUUUCAAUUUAAUCGCUAAUAUUAUACGAUGCCGAAAAUGCUGACAAUGGAAAUGCAAUAUUCACACCGUGGCGCGGGUAACACGCUAAAAAGGAAAACUGUAAAACAAUUGUAAACUGCAUUUUAUGAAAGGUGCCUCCCCCACGAUUUGUUUUGUGUUGGCCUGUCUCUUUAUAAUUCAUAUAUCUCUUUAGCGAUUCGUUUUUAAUUUUAUCUGUGGCGGAUUUACAUUAUAUAUAUAUUUAAGCAAAAGAAAUGAGAGUUAAGCAAAAAACAUGGAAAUCAGAGGAACACUAAUUGAGUCAUUAAGUCUUAACGUUUUAUUCUUAGUCUUUGGUAGCACACAACCACUGAGAGUGAGCCGAGGUUUCUGGUAUUACUGAAUUAACUCUUAAACUAAAACUACAAACAUAAAUAAUAAAAACAUACCUUAUAUAGCAAACCCAUAACACACUUCUUUCUGAGUUCGAUGCAGCCGAACGUCUACCUAUAACUUAUUUGAGCGUGCAAUGCGUGUCGCUUUUAUUAAUUUUAUUUUAUUAAAAAAUACGAUAGUUAACUAUAUAUUUUUUAUUAUUUUUGUUGUACAUAAGUCGUAAGUUUUUGUAAGUAGGCGUCAAUGUUUGACAUUGCGUUGCAUUUUAGCGGAGUAAUUGUAAUUUCGUUUGAAUAAACAUUGUAAACAUUCGAAGAGAUGCGAGAACACGACCAGAAGAAGCGAUAACAAUUCGACGAUAUCACGGUACGGUGGAGGGAGUGGACGUAGUUCCAAACACGACGACGUUUCGCUUGCUUUGAACGUUUUUAAUAAACUCUUGUAAAACAUUUAACCUGUAAUGACACACAAAAGACGCCGGCAACCAGUGGAUUUGAUAUUUGACUCGGAAACCAAACAGAAAUAAUGCGUAGUGUAAUUAUAGUGGUGAUACUUUGGACUCUAUAUGUGUAUCAGCAAUGAGUUAUCAAGUUACCAAACUGGUUUUAUUAUUAAGUACGUUUGCAUACUAAGUAAAAAAAUACAAAACAACCAAAAAAAGUAAAGUGGUCAACAAGUAAAAAUACACGCAGACGUUGCAAUAAAAAUAAAAGUGGUAUUAAAAUAGA